Molecule: messenger RNA, 1686 nt
Organism: Rhagoletis zephyria (snowberry fruit fly)
Lineage: Eukaryota; Metazoa; Arthropoda; Insecta; Diptera; Tephritidae
Gene: eIF2alpha
Product: eukaryotic translation initiation factor 2 subunit alpha
Biological process (GO): translational initiation
Cellular component (GO): eukaryotic 48S preinitiation complex; eukaryotic translation initiation factor 2 complex
Molecular function (GO): ribosome binding; RNA binding; translation initiation factor activity
Source: RefSeq, a predicted model, not a curated record
ACAUUUUCCUUUCAUACGCCCAUUGUUCCAAAAGUGUACACGUUUUUGCCGUGAAUUUCACCGAAGAAGAGCCUUACGUACAAUUUUAGGUCAAAUUUGUGUAAAAAUUACUAAAAAGACAAAUAAAUAUCGCGAAAAUGGCGUUAACUUCACGUUUUUAUAGCGAAAAGUAUCCUGAGGUCGAAGAUGUCGUCAUGGUGAAUGUAUUGUCCAUCGCUGAAAUGGGCGCUUACGUACAUCUGCUGGAGUACAACAAUAUUGAAGGAAUGAUUCUGCUGUCGGAGCUUUCUCGCCGUCGUAUUCGUUCCAUUAAUAAAUUGAUUCGAGUAGGCAAAACAGAGCCGGUUGUGGUGAUACGUGUAGACAAAGAAAAGGGCUACAUUGACUUGUCGAAGCGUCGUGUUUCGGCGGAGGAUGUAGAGAAGUGCUCUGAGCGCUUCGCAAAAGCGAAGGCUGUGAACUCCUUACUUCGACAUGUGGCCGAUAUUCUAGAGUAUGAUUCGAGUGAAAAGUUGGAAGAACUCUACUUGAAGACAGCUUGGCAUUUCGAAAAGAAAUAUAACAGCAAGACCGUUGCGUACGACAUCUUCAAGCAAUCUGUUACAGAACCUUCUGUGUUCGACGAAUGCGGCUUGGAUGAACACACCAAGGAAGUAUUGCUGAAUAACAUCAAGCGCAAACUGGUUUCCCCUACGGUGAAAAUUCGCGCCGAUAUUGAAUGUUCGUGUUAUGGUUAUGAGGGUAUUGAUGCUGUUAAGGCUGCAUUAAGAACAGGAUUGGAUUUAAGCACAGAAGAGCUGCCAAUUCGUAUUAAUUUAAUUGCACCUCCAUUAUAUGUAAUGACAACGUCGACAACUAAAAAAGCUGAAGGAUUGAAAGCUCUCGAAACGGCUAUUGAAAACAUUCGAAAUAAGAUUAUUGAUUCCGAAGGAGAAUUCAAAGUAAUAAUGCCUCCGAAACUUGUUACAGCUAUUGAUGAAGCCGAUUUGGCGCGUCGCCUGGAGCGUGCGGAAGCUGAAAAUCAAGAAGUUGGUGGUGACGAUGAUGAAGACGCGGAUGGCGACCAAGAAGGCAUGCAAUUCGAUCCAGAAAAAGAGUUCAACCACAGAGGCGAACGUGCAGCUGCACAAAAUGACAACGAAGAUGAAGAAGAAGAUGAGGAGGAUGAGUAGUUAUCGAAAGUUAUGUGAAUUCGUUAUGUAAAAUUCUGUUUAAAAACCGAUUAGUGGAAUCAUUUAUAUAUACAUAUAAAGAUUCUCAAGUCUCGCUGGAACAGAGCUUAUUACAAACAAUUUUUUUAAAAGCAACCACGAAUUCAAUCAAAACUAUUGAAAUUGAAAUAAAUCUAAUAGAGGAUUAAUCAUACAUCUUUAGCGUUGUAAAGUCUUAAAAUCGUCAAGUAAAGUUAAAUAGCGGUUAACAUAGGUUUUAUUUGUAACUGCAACCAAAUAUUUUUAAAGGGAUAGAAAAUAUAUAAUUAGCAUUUAUUAUGACCUUUGAAAUCCCUAGGCCAUUUUAACUGUUUUUGAAAAAUUUGACGGUUUUAGGACAAUAAGGACCUUAUGACGUCUUGUGAAUCCCUAUAUGUAUAUCACGUUUUUUGGACACGAAAAAGGUAUAUAAUUUAUGCAAUUAUGGAGUAAAAUUUCAUGAUAAAAUAUAGAAGAACAAAAAAGUGGAAAAGUA